GGUGCCGUUCCUGCACUUGUUGAGCUCGCCCGUGACUGCAGACUACACGCAGCUCUUGCAGUAUGUCCGAGCUGCCUUCGACAGCUAUACGCCGUCGUCGAUGACCUGCUGAGCAUGAUCGUGAAAGUGCAAGACUAGCCGUGUCACAGACGCCGAUCGUGCCGUAGCACUGCGCAAUGCACGUCUCAAACUUAUACCCUUGCCUAUACCACUCGCCACCCUUGUCAGGCUCACGUUCCUGCUUGGAAUCCGAAUGGGUCGUCUGACUGGGCGACUUUUCGUUGGAUUCACGACAUGUCUAAUAUGCUUCAUCGCGUAUUCCCCGCAGAUAUUCAUCAUAUGGCCCUGGUAUGGCCGUGAGCUCUCAGUAGAGCUACUUGCUUUACUAUUACCGUUCAAUGCACUUGUUGGUAUGCUUCUCUGGAACUACUACUUGUGUGCAGUGACGGAUCCGGGUCGAGUACCCAAGGCAUGGCAACCAGAUGCUCGGGACAUGGAUGGCAUCGAAGUGAAGAAAUUGACGAAGGGCCCGAGGUACUGUCGAACUUGUGAAAGCUACAAACCUCCCCGUGCCCACCAUUGCAGGCAGUGUAAACGCUGUGUUCUGAGGAUGGACCAUCACUGUCCAUGGGUUAACAACUGCGUCGGUCAUUUCAACUACGGACACUUCAUUCGUUUUCUAUUCUAUGUGGUUUUGGCGUGCAUUUAUCACUUUGCAAUGGUGACGAGACGCGUGCUUUAUUACACAAGCGGUCUUUUCUGGGACGAACCUUCUGCGGAAGAACUUAUAUUUAUCAUCUUAAAUUAUGCUACCUGUAUACCAGUGCUUUUGGCCGUUGGAGGUUUCAGCAUAUACCACUUCUACUCCCUUAUGGGAAAUACCACUACUAUAGAAGGAUGGGAGAAGGACAAAGCAGCCACUCUCCUACGUAGAGGCAAAAUUCGGGAGGUCAAAUUUCCAUAUAAUCUAGGUGUCCGUCGCAAUAUCGAGUCCAUUCUUGGCAAGAAUCCUUUGUUUUGGUGCUGGCCAACAGUACCACCAGGGACAGGAUUGAAAUACCCAUUAGCUGAGGGACAUAGUGAGUGGAUUGAACUCUAUAAGUCUGGGAGUGAAGGACCCGGAGAUAUGUACGCUCGAGCCGAUCAUUUCGACGAGCCAUAAUCUGCUAUUCAAAUGGCGGUCCAGAGUACUGCAUUUUACCAUUAAGCCACUUCUUUUUCUCAUCUUUUUCCUUCUCACAUGCCGUGUCAUAUACCAACUGAAUCUUCCUUCACAGCAUCUGACGACGAGUCCUGGCCGCCCAAAGACCCAAAUGCCUACGUCUACCCCGACGCAGACCCCAACUACGUCUUCAAACUUCCCGAAAGUCCAUGGACGUAUGAGAAUGGUUCCCUCAAUCCCGCUUUACAACCGUCCAGCAUCCGACAACGGCGGAACAAGCCCAAACCCAAUGGUACUGUUGCGAACGUACCGCCAUACCACUCCGACUAUGUUCCACCAGGUGAAGAAGAAGAUGACGACGACAAUUAUGCAGUUGAAUCAUCUUCUGAGGACGAAGAUGAGGUGCUGGCGCCAGCGAGGCAGCUGGUUCGACGAGGCUCUGAAGGGUACGAGGUCAAAGCGAUAGAUCGGGAGCAGAUGCUUCGACAGUUUAUUGAGGAGAGGACGGAGGAGCCAGGGAGGUAUCAUCUGUAUGUUCCCGAGCCGCCAAGCGAAAGCGAAAGCGAGGAAGAGGACGAAGAUGUCCCGCUUGUGAGUAGGAUAGCGGACGAGAAGGUUGGCGAGCUUACCUCGUAAUCCAUACGGUCGGACAUUCGUUUGGACAUUAACUUAAACAUGGUACAUGUAGUUUGCAAGCAUUUGGAUAUGCAAUACAUAAUACAUCAAUGUAC
Molecule: messenger RNA, 1893 nt
Organism: Somion occarium
Lineage: Eukaryota; Fungi; Basidiomycota; Agaricomycetes; Polyporales; Cerrenaceae
Source: the annotation of a GenBank genome assembly